This is a messenger RNA of Notechis scutatus (mainland tiger snake), 854 nucleotides long. It is a transcript of the gene CHMP1A, whose product is annotated as charged multivesicular body protein 1A. The record is from RefSeq and is a predicted model, not a curated record. Gene Ontology annotation, biological process: vacuolar transport. Lineage: Eukaryota; Metazoa; Chordata; Lepidosauria; Squamata; Elapidae.
CCUCCAGAGCGGAAGGAAGCCGGAAGUGAGCGUCUCCGGAACCCGGAAGUCCUGGCAGGAAAAGGCGAGCGGGGACUUCAGCCGGGAUGGACGAUACACUCUUUCAGUUAAAGUUUACAGCCAAGCAGCUGGAGAAGCUUGCCAAGAAGGCAGAAAAGGACUCCAAAACAGAACAAGCCAAAGUCAAGAAGGCCCUUCAGCAGAAGAAUGUGGAAUGUGCUCGGGUUUACGCAGAGAACGCCAUCCGGAAGAAGAACGAAGGUCUGAACUGGCUGCGGAUGGCUUCCCGUGUAGAUGCUGUGGCCUCCAAGGUCCAGACAGCUGUGACCAUGAAGGGAGUAACCAAGAAUAUGGCCCAGGUGACCAAGGCCUUGGACAAAGCUCUCGGCUCCAUGGAUCUUCAGAAGGUUUCGGCUGUGAUGGACAAGUUUGAACAGCAGGUCCAGAAUUUGGAUGUCCACACUUCAGUGAUGGAGGACUCCAUGAGCUCAGCCACCACUUUGACGACGCCCCAGGAGCAAGUGGACAGUCUGAUCGUGCAGAUUGCGGAGGAGAACGGCCUGGAGGUCAUGGACCAGCUGAACCAGCUGCCCGAAGGGGCCUCGGCCAUGGGAGAGAGCUCGACGCGUUCGCAGGAGGAUCAGCUGUCACGGAGGUUGGCUGCCCUGCGGAAUUAAUUCUCCCGCCCCCUCGCAGACAGUUGCUCCUGCCUUGUCCCCCUGUGAUUUGUGGGGUUUUCUGCCUGGAGCCCUGGCCUUCCAGCCCUCUGGCCAUUCUCCUCAAGGGGCAGGGAGAAGACAGCCCUGUCCACCUCUGCGGGCCUGCCCUGCCCAGCGUGGACCUCCUCCUCCUCC